Messenger RNA from Humulus lupulus (European hop), 616 nucleotides. RefSeq names its product putative receptor-like protein kinase At3g47110. Lineage: Eukaryota; Viridiplantae; Streptophyta; Magnoliopsida; Rosales; Cannabaceae. The record is from RefSeq and is a predicted model, not a curated record. The transcript has a single exon. Gene Ontology annotation, molecular function: protein binding. Bases 1 to 594 code for a protein of 197 amino acids.
AUGGGAAUCAAAAUAACUAUUUUCCUUAUGAUCUUCACGUACUUGUUCUUCCCAUGUAAGUACUAUGCAAUUGAAGCUUACGCUGCAAAAACCAACACUUUCACAGACAAAUCAGCCCUUCUUGCCUUAAAAUCUGCGAUCAAUGACCCCCAAAAUCUCUUGGAAAGUAGUUGGUCAUCAAAUACUUCUAUGUGCCAAUGGAUUGGUGUUACUUGCGGUGCACGUCAUCGCAGAGUUAGAGUCUUAAACCUUUCUAAUAUGAGUCUCACUGGCACUGUCCCUCCACAUAUUGGAAACCUAUCGUUCCUUGUCACCUUGAACUUCAGCAACAACUAUUUCCAUGGCAGUUUGCCCGUUGAAUUGUCUCGAUUGCACCGGCUAGAAAAAAUCAGUAUGGAUCGCAACAAUUUAACCGGAGAAAUUCCUUCUUGGUUGGGGUCUUUGUCAGAGCUUCAAUAUUUGUAUCUGAAUGAUAACGAGUUUGUCGGACCUAUACCUAUCUCCAUUUUCAACUUAACUUCGCUCCAAGUGAUUAGUCUUUACAUGAACAAGUUUUCAGGUGACUUUUUCCCUUAUUUUCUUGUUAUUGUUUAAUGCACAGAGAAAUGUUGGUGAU